AUGUCUUUUGUGUUUGAUUUCGCGAGUCCUCAUGUUGCACUCACCGUGCUUAGCAUCGCCGCGUGCACAGGCGGUCUGAUCUACCUUCUUAGCUUGCUUAUCGACAGUCGCAAGAGCUCGAACAAGUUCCGGCGCGAUUCAUCACCGGGCCAGUCCACUGUGAGUACGGCCGAGAAGCAGAGCUAUGUGAACGCGUUCCCGCCGUCGCAGAGGGCCACUCUCGCCAAGCUCGGACCCCAGUAUGCCGGCAUCACGGAGGUGGACCUGGCCGCCACGCCGAAGCCCCUCCUCAAAAUGGGGACCGACUACCGAUCUGCCCCGGCCGGAGAGUUCAACUUCAGCGGCUUUAGUGUCGAUGACAUCCGGUCUCUUGGUGACUUCCCCGACUACGCGACUCUGUCCGGUGUCCCGCUGCCAUCGCCGCUAAAGGACUUCGACAUCAACAAGGCAGUCCCCCGGCCCUACCGUCCCUUCAGAUGGGCCUAUCACCAGACGAUGUACUUCUGGAUCGAGCUUGAGAAUACAUACCAUGGACGCAUCGCCCAGCGCCAGGAGCUGUACGCCAAGCACGGAAACGCCGUUUUAGAUAGUCUUCCAGGCUGUGAGCUUGCUUGCAAAGAGCUCAUGGAGAUGGUUGUACAGUUCGUAUGUACGAGAUAUCCAAACCAAUUCCAGGUUAAGGACGGAGUUCUCUUCAACCGCAUCCUCAAUACCGAGACCGACCUAAAGACAACUGAGCCGCUCAUCGUCCUUCUGAACAAUAUCCCCGAAGACUUCGGUAUUAUGCUCAGAGACCACGAGACAGGCCGAUACUUCCUCCGUGGGGGUAUGGUCUGCUCUUCCGUGGGAUGGAAUCUCAAGGACAAGGUCGGCCAGGGUUUGCCGGGCAUUCACAAGACAGUUCCUGACUACAAAGAAAAGAUGGAGUUCAGCAUGGAUCGCUUCUUCACCAAGAUGCCGACAUCUAAACCGAUUCAACGUGGGUCAUGGGGCCUGGAAAUGGGACAGCCGCUGUAUCUUCCAGCCGACCACCCGGACAUCGCCCACCGAGAGUCCCAGAACCCUGAUUUGAAGCCCGAGGACGUCUACUUGCGAGUCGACUGGCAGACUCUACGCCGACUCCCUCUCUCUGGCGCCAUUGUCUUCAACUUCAAGGCUUUGUUCACUCCGUUAUCAGAAUUCAAGGACGAGCCGUAUGUUCCGUCCAUCGUGCUCAAGGUCUUAAAUGAGGGCAAGGAAAAUAUUUUGAAGUACAAGGGCGUGUGGCACGUGGAGCAUGUUGCGAAACCAACAUUGGAGGCGUAUGAGCGAUUUCAGAUCGAGACGGGAAUGAUAGAGAAGGACUGGUCGCAUCAAACUCUGGCUGAAGCUCCAUUCUUCCCAGGUUGGGAGAGGAAGUGGGCUGUCGCAUGA
This is a messenger RNA of Colletotrichum aenigma, 1413 nucleotides long. RefSeq lists its product as uncharacterized. The transcript is spliced from 3 exons. Bases 1 to 1413 code for a protein of 470 amino acids. NCBI's taxonomy places the organism in Eukaryota, Fungi, Ascomycota, Sordariomycetes, Glomerellales, Glomerellaceae. The record is from RefSeq and is a predicted model, not a curated record.